Molecule: messenger RNA, 3756 nt
Organism: Dendronephthya gigantea
Lineage: Eukaryota; Metazoa; Cnidaria; Anthozoa; Malacalcyonacea; Nephtheidae
Exons: 6
Coding region: 235-3258 (1007 amino acids)
Cellular component (GO): cytoplasmic vesicle; plasma membrane
Source: RefSeq, a predicted model, not a curated record
GAGUUUUGACGUAGAAUAAAGAACAACCAGUAAUUUUUUUACAGCCGCUAUGCUAGACUUUAUAUAUACAAAACAUCGCGGGAUUACAAGGAAAAUAUAUCUCUAAGAAACCCUUCAAGAUGGCCUGAUUUCGCAUGGAAAUGACUUAAAAUGCCUUGAGAUUGUUGGGGCGAAGUGAAAGAUCCAUUUUUGGAGAUACAUGUUUUCAAUUUACGCGAUUCUUCACAAUGAGACAUGAAGCGAAAUUCGUGUUAUUUGCUCGCAGUGAUAUUAGUGAUUUUGGUUUGUCUUACAUGUGACGGCAAGAAAGUUACAGAACAUCGCUCAACGAAAUCUUCAAACCUCAGCGACUCGUGCGAGACGAGCCCCGUGCGUCGAAAUGUCACAUUACGAGGUGGGAUCAAAGCAGGAUAUUUUCAUAAACUAGCUCAAUAUGUCGCCAUGGAGUUGUGCAUUCAGUUAUGUUGUCAAGAGAAAGGCUGUGAUGUGGCUUUCAUGAUUGGCAAAAACUGCUACGGGGUGAAAUGCUUCAGCGAAGAACUCUGUCAUGUUGUACCGGCAAAAAAUGCUCCGAGAGCCCUAAUAAUAUCCAAGGUCGACUUCAGAGGCGAAGUUUAUCUUCAAAAAUUCAUGCCAGAAAGAUUGAAGUGUUUUCAGACAUCGGUGGAACACAACGUCACGUUAAAAGGUGGACUUCGGGCGGGAAACUUCACCGCAGUCGGCCAUGUUGAUAACAUUGACGUUUGUGCAAAGCUUUGCUGUGUCAGAGAGGGCUGCGAUCUAGCGUUGAUGGUCAACAAGCAUUGCUUCAUGGUGAGGUGUUUGGAUAAGGAGAGAUGUAAAAGUAUGAAGGUCAUUAACCAGGAAUUCCGUACCCACAUCACGAGAGUGAACCGAACUAAAGUCAUAGCGGAAGAACAGCAAACAGUUCGUGCGUUGAGCUCGGCACCAGGCAAAACUUCAAAGUUAAUGUGCAAGAAUGGAGCCGUGCAAUUCAACCAAACACUGCUGGGCGGUUACGACGCGGGAAAGUUUAAACUGCUUUCACAAUCCGCCAACAUGUCGGCCUGUAUUCGGCUGUGUUGCGGAGAGAUGUCAUGUGAUGUAGCGCUGAUGAUAGAAAGGAAGUGCUAUGGCGUGACCUGCAAGACAAUGAGACUCUGCCAAACCAUUCCCGCCAAAAAUUCGGUUAUGCUGAAUCACCUCAGCCCAGAAAUAUCGUUCAUUACAAGCAGGAAUGAAGAAGUAAAUUCAGUGAGUCUUCGCAGACAAAGCGAAAUAUGCAAGUCAAACGUCAUAUCAUAUGACGUCACUCUCCGCGGUGGAAGGUAUGCCGGGAAAUACAAGGCGUUUGGACCAGUUGACGACAUGGCGGAGUGCAUACGCGUUUGCUGUAUGGAAAGAUACUGCGACCUCGCCUUUAUGAUCAAUGGCACGUGCUUCACAGUCCGCUGUCAUACGGAGGAAGGAUGUCAGGAAGUCCGGUCACCGGGAACCGGAUUUAAACCCAUGAUAUCUUACGUCAUGAGAGAGAGACGUCAUCACAGUUCUCAUGAUGGCGAAAAAUUGGUGCACAAACAUCAUGGAAAAGCAGCAUUCAGCGUUACAAAGAAUGAAACAUCAUCGGACCUUCCUCAAAUUCCAUCCCCAAGUCUGCCAAGCGUGGACAGCGAUCAUUACUGCACGAACAGCGAGUUAAUGUACAACGUCACUUUACGGGGAGGAAUUACAGCCGGCAAGUUUCGCGACCGAGGAGUACUACCCAGCAUGCAAGAGUGCUUACGUGUAUGCUGCAUUGCCAAGUCAUGUGACCUGGCGUUUAUGCUUAGCAACCACUGCUUCUCUGUGACCUGCAAGAACCAGACCCUCUGUGAGGUCGUGACCGCGCGAACCAGCGGAUACAGACCGCAAAUUGCAUAUAUUUAUGCGAGAUCGAAUGUAAAAAUCCACGAGGUAAAGCAGCCCAGACCUGAGGGUGAUGCUUCGAGAGUUUUGCCGACUGCUGAUAAAGUUCAGCAAAGCGAAAAAUCAAAGGUUCACAAUCAUAAGGAAAAUGGGAACCUAGGACAUGAGAAAGCAGUUGAUGUUCUUCAUCAAAGUAGUUCUGCGAAGAACAAAACGAAGCCAUUUAAGGCAAAGAAGUCUCAAAAGAGAAAGCACAAAAAGAAAAAAUAUCUCAGCAAUCAAGCGAAGCUCGAGCAUAUGUAUGCCAGAGAGCGAAUUCUUCUUCGGAAAUUAUCUUUGCUAAAAUUGAAAAUGGAAAUGCUAAAGCGAGGAAAACAUGGCGGCGAUAAGAAUGCCAAAGAUAAAGUGCUUUUGGAAGCGUUCGAAGACGAACCAAAGGCUAAAAACACUUCAUUGCACAGUAGCGAAAACGAUAAGCUGGAAAGUAGAAAUAAAUCUGAAAGGACAGAUGAAAGAACAUCGCUUACCUCUGAUGUGGUAAAACAAAAUAAUUUGAAAAAAGAAAACCUUAAGGAGGGAAAUCUCUCGAGUGUUGCCGAGCAUACGAUAAAGAAUUUCACAAACGUCUACGCGAACAAAAACACUACUAAGGCCAAAAAUAUUGAUAAAUUGUCAGAGAAGAAAAACACGAGUGAUCUCUCUUCGAUAAUCAACAAAUCUGGAUCAAAUGAUAAUAAGAAAAGUCUCUCAAAAAACCUGUCAAUGGUGAUAAAUGAAGAGCUUAAAAACAUUACCGGAAAAACUACGAAUUUGGAACGACUAGGAUCAAAAAAUAUUUCGCAGGGAGUUCAUAGGACACAGUUAUUUUCAGAAACGAAAAGAAUUAAUGAAAUGAGUCAUCUUAAACAAAGUAAGAAAAAAUACUUAUUUGCUUCUGAGGAUACUAAAGAAUCUUUUACAAGGACGAAAGAGUUGAAUAAACAGUUAAGUCAAAAAAAUGACGAGAGUAGAACUGCUUCUCUUGAGGAAAUGAUAAACCAAACAACUGAAUUAAAAGACAGAAAAAAGAAACAUACUAUGUCUGAGAAAAAAAGAGUUGCAGAAGGUUCAGCAGUAACAAAGUUGCCGAGCAUUGCAAAAUAUGUAGGGAAUGCUCCAGAGAAUAGAUUCAAUAAUACAAACCAGAAUAGUUCUACUCAUCCAAUAGGGAAAGACUUGAUACUUUUGGAUGCGUUUUCUACAGAAGAGGAAGGAAAUGAUGAGAACGAACCUUUAGAAAAGCAUCCUACCUUACCAAGAAACUCUUCGCAACAUAUAUCUCGUAAUAGAAAUAAAAAAACAACUGAUCACUAGUGUUUUAUAAACAAUAAAUAGUUUGGUUUAUAUUUGUGUAAAAAAUGGAGAGUCGCUGAACCAGCUUUCGGCUCGAUUACAUAUGAAACACUCCGUAUACUGAGUGUACUAUCGUGCUCAUACGGCACAAUAGACCAAUUUAUCCUCAUAUGUAAAUUACCAUUUCAUUGUUUUUGUGUACUUUUGAUAGAUGUGAUUUCUUGUCAGAACACAAUACCAUAUGUACGCACAAUGUAACGAGUUCUGACGACAAUAUCAUUGCAAAUUCACUGGCAAAAAUGCACCUCAAAAAAGUAUAAAUAGACAUUGAAACGGUAUUUUGCAUAUGGGGCUGAAUCGGUUUAUUAAAACACGUUGUCCGGCUGUGAGCCGCACCAUUAUCAGUUUAGCUCUUGUGAGUAUUGGCAGUUCAACUAUACGAUUAGAACAUAUAUAUUUUUAAAUUACCUGAACUUUAAGAAUGAUAUUAAUUGUGGAAUAAUAAUUGUUGUCCUUUUU